This is a messenger RNA of Cydia amplana, 569 nucleotides long. RefSeq names its product zinc finger protein 512B-like. The record is from RefSeq and is a predicted model, not a curated record. Bases 23 to 562 code for a protein of 179 amino acids. NCBI's taxonomy places the organism in Eukaryota, Metazoa, Arthropoda, Insecta, Lepidoptera, Tortricidae. The transcript is spliced from 2 exons.
UCGAUUGCAACACGUCGGGAAAAUGUCGCGAAUAUGCUGUCUACUACUCCUCUUGAGCCACCAAGCAUUUUCAACUGAACAGAAAAAACGCAGCCUUAUCAACUCCCUCGCCGUGCCAGCCGGGUUCCCAGCUCGCCACUCUGUUACAGAACUCCACAACCGCAUACCAAUACCAAUACCCCAGCCUAUACCGAUACCUGUUCCACGGCCCGUACCGUACCCUGUAGGCGUUGGUGUACCUGUCGACCAGCCGCGACCGGUACCUGUGGUUAUACCGCACCCAGUAGUCCAUAUCAUCCCGCGACCAAUAGCGGUACCGAUAGAUAAACCGUAUCCGUACCCGGUAGCGCAUCCUGUGCCGGUAACGAUCACGCAAGGGGUACAUAUACCGGUUCCGCAGCCGUAUGCGGUUGGUGUGCCGGCGGCAGUACCGGUACGGGUGCCGCAGCCGGUACCGGUAGCUGUUAGUCCGGUACAGCAGGUAGUUCAACCGGUAGCACAAGUAGGAGUGAGUGGGGGGGUUGUGGAAGCGCAUGGUCAGACAAUAGUGCAUCCUUAUUGAGUGAUAG